AUGUACAGUGAGGCUCCAGAGUUCAAGGACAAUACGCUAUACAGGUCCACCAUUGGAUCCCUCCUGUACAUUGCCAACUGGACUUGGCCAGACAUUGCCCUGCCAGUGAAUUUAUUAUCCAGACAUGUGAGUAACCCAACCACUUAUCACUGGGAAGCUAUCAAGUGGGUACUCAGAUACCUGAAGCAUAGUUCAGAAGCCUACCUGCGGCUGGAACCGGAUGCAACCAAACAACCAACACUCACCUGCUAUGCGGAUGCCGACUGGGCCGGAGAUGCAAAAAGUAGAAAAAGUACAUCAGGGUAUGUAUUCUUCCUGAACAGCAGUCCUGUACAUUGGUACACGGGCAAGCAGAACUUAGUAGCGAUGUCCACCACCGAAGCUGAAUACAUAUGCCUAUCCAAGGCAGCCAACAACCUAACUUGGUUUGACGACCUACUCUCCAGCAUCUGGGCCGAACCCACAUACCCAAUAACCAUCUAUUGA
Molecule: messenger RNA, 486 nt
Organism: Pantherophis guttatus
Lineage: Eukaryota; Metazoa; Chordata; Lepidosauria; Squamata; Colubridae
Source: RefSeq, a predicted model, not a curated record